Triplophysa rosa is the source of this 2618-nucleotide messenger RNA. RefSeq names its product brorin. Gene Ontology annotation, biological process: negative regulation of BMP signaling pathway. Gene Ontology annotation, molecular function: protein binding. The transcript has 3 exons. The record is from RefSeq and is a predicted model, not a curated record. The coding region runs from base 486 to 1214 and encodes 242 amino acids. NCBI's taxonomy places the organism in Eukaryota, Metazoa, Chordata, Actinopteri, Cypriniformes, Nemacheilidae. Gene Ontology annotation, cellular component: AMPA glutamate receptor complex.
UGCAAUUUACUCGUUUUAUCAGAAGAGGGCAGCAAAAGAGCUAAAAAGUAAAGGUCUGAAAAAAAAUUCUGUUACCAAUCUCUGUUUUAACCUAGUCCACAUGUAAACAAUAACAUUUUUCAACUUCUUUACGUGAGAUACAUUAAUGUAUUCCGUAGAUUACAUAGAAGGUGUUCAUUAAUGCAUCAAUUCAAUAUUUCAAUUAUUUAAAAAAAAAGUAACGUUAUCCCUGGCAUUGUGAAUUGUUUUAAAGUAUUUGAAUGAUGUUACCUUUAAGACACAAGCUCUUGUUAUUAAUAAUGCAGGACGUUAACUUAAUUCCACGCGUACAAGUGAGAUACAGUUCCCGUCUAUUCUGUUCUGGGUGUGAUGUAGCGGUGGUGACAUUAGGAGGUGGGUCGUUUUCUCUAGAGCAGGCGGUAAUUUACUGCCCUAUAUGUUUGGACGCGCUCGCGACCAACCAGACAACAUACUGACAAGUAACGAUGCGACCUUUCAUUGUAAGCGUCUCGUUUGCGCUCCAGUGCUUCUUUUUCAAAAGCGCAUCAGAGUACUCUUCAAAAUCAGAUUUGGAAUACGAAUUCGGGGACUAUCGUGGGAAGUUUUGUAUCGACGAUCAAGGUUUUGUGUAUGGCAUCGGAGAGGUUUAUUACCCGAGCCCCACAGCUUGUCCGUGCACCUGCACUGAAAAUGGACCGGUGUGUAUCAGACCCAAGUGUCCGCGUAUACACCCAAGGUGCACGCGCAUCAAAUACAAGUCUUGCUGUCCAGUGUGUGAAGCUGUCAGUAAAGUUUGCGUGUACGGGGGCAAAACUUAUAGACUACUGGAGGAAUUCAAGAUGUCCCCCUGUGAGCGCUGCCGUUGUGAAGUCAAUAGAGAAGUUUACUGCAGCAUAUCCGGCUGUCCAGCCUUGCAUUGUGUGAAUCCUGAAUAUGAACCCAACCACUGCUGUCCUGUGUGCAAGAGCGGGCCAAACUGCUUUGCUGGAAAUCGUGUGAUCCCAGUUGGAGAACGUGUGGAGAUUGAUGAUCGGAUGGUCUGUUUCUGCACCUACCGGGAUGGAACAUGGCAGACUCACCCUCACGCUACCUGUGAGGAGCGCCAGCAACCAGACAAUGAAGCUACUGACUCCCAUGAUACAUCAAAACAGAUGGAGGAGCAGGAGAAAGAGAAGGAGAGAGUUUUUUCGCCCAGGCUGGAUGCUAUCCCGUGAACGGGAAGUGUGCCUGGCACCAGCUUUGCUGACAGGCAGCAGGGGAUGCAGGUGUCUGGGACCAGUGUAAACACAACCUGUUAUGGAUUAAUUGCCAAUGCUGACCUCUUUUGCCAGCCUCAACCCCUACCCUCCUUAAUACAGAUCAACACCGUCUUGAGAAACAACAUGCAGUGGCUGUAAAAUUACAAAUGUCUUUAUGGGACAUAUAACAUUUUUUACUUGACUAAAUUGUUGCUGUUUUUAUAACAUACACUGCCGUGCAAAAGUUAAGGGUCACAUACUUGAUGUUUUAUAUACACUGUUAAAUUUUCACAUCCUCAAUUUAGUCACCAUUUCAUCGUUUGAAAAGUGUUGACAUCUAUCAAACUCCUUCUUGAGGUCUCAGCCUGAGAUGCUUUUUAAACGGUAUUGCAUGAUUUACUAUCUAUGCUGGGCUUUUAUUAGCUGUUUUCUCAUUGUUUGGUCCAGACAAUUAAUUUCAAAACAUUUGUUAAAUAUUUUUUAAUUGUUGGCACAAUUAUAUUUUUGUCAAAAAAUAAUUACAAAAUAAUUUCAAACAUUCAAGCAAGCUUCCUGGGAUCAAAAGGUUUGUGAUGUCAAUAGUAAUAUUUUAAUGAAGUCGACCUGAACUUGAUUGGUAUGUGUGUACAUUACUGUAUAUGAUGUUCUGCUUCUUAUUAGGACACUGUCACAUAGCAAUUAAUUUAAAUAUGAAGUACUAAAUGUAAAAAUGGAAUCAUACAUUUGCCAGGUCAUUCUAGCAUGUGUUAAUAGACGCACUGGUUUGCCAAAUUUUGCUUCUUUAUAUAAGUCUUUAGAUGCUUUUUGGAUAUCCUUUCCUCAAGACAAAAUAAGUAAUAUUUUGCCUGUUCCUUCCAACCAUUUUCAUGUCAUACUGUGUAAAAUAAAAUUAAGUCUAGGUAAUUGCAAAAUGCCUAGUGAAAUUUAAGUAGCCCGUUAAUAGAUGAUGAUGCAUAUUUAAUGGCAAUAUAGUUAUUAUUAAUGAAAAAAGGUGUACUUUGAGUCCUCUCGCUUUAAUGAUUUGAUAUACUGGCAUGGACUGAUGAGCCAUGAUGUCAUGAUUUGGUAAUAUUCCAAGCAGCAUAUAUAGAAGUGUCACACAUUAGCACUUUUUCCAUAUUUCCAUUAUAUGCAUUAUUAUAUGCACAUCAUAUAAAUAUAUCGUAUUAUAAUUAUAGACUUCUGGUUUUUUUUAAAGUAAUUUUUAAAUAUUGUCUCAAACUUUGUGACCCUACUGUAUACAUUAAUUGUCUACUCUAAUUACAAUCGUCUUUCUUAAGUUUUAAGCUUUUAUAAGCCUCUAUUAUGAAUUGCUAUUAUUCUUGAAUCAAUAAACUGUGUAAUAAAGAUAAGCAGUAUCUUAAGCAGUAUAAGGACGUU